Messenger RNA from Rattus norvegicus (Norway rat), 1502 nucleotides. RefSeq names its product KISS1 receptor (gene Kiss1r). Gene Ontology annotation, biological process: G protein-coupled receptor signaling pathway; regulation of transport. The coding region runs from base 175 to 1365 and encodes 396 amino acids. The transcript is spliced from 5 exons. Gene Ontology annotation, molecular function: G protein-coupled receptor activity; G protein-coupled peptide receptor activity. The record is from RefSeq and is marked validated. Lineage: Eukaryota; Metazoa; Chordata; Mammalia; Rodentia; Muridae. Gene Ontology annotation, cellular component: plasma membrane; membrane.
AAGCCACUUUCCAGCCCCUGCCGCCAGCUACAGAGACCAGGGCGCUGGUAUCCCCCGGAGAGCGGAGAGCGGCCCUCGCCCUGAGGAGGAGGAGCGGGGUCCUCCCUCUCGUCCCCACAGUCCCAGGACGCAAUCUGUGAAGGCUGCCUGGAGGAAGAGGAGGGCGACAGGGCCAUGGCCGCAGAGGCGACGUUGGGUCCGAACGUGAGCUGGUGGGCUCCGUCCAACGCUUCGGGAUGCCCGGGCUGCGGUGUCAAUGCCUCGGAUGGCCCAGGCUCCGCGCCAAGGCCCCUGGAUGCCUGGCUGGUGCCCCUGUUUUUCGCUGCCCUAAUGUUGCUGGGGCUAGUCGGGAACUCACUGGUCAUCUUCGUUAUCUGCCGCCACAAGCACAUGCAGACCGUCACCAAUUUCUACAUCGCUAACCUGGCGGCCACAGAUGUCACUUUCCUUCUGUGCUGCGUACCCUUCACCGCGCUCCUCUAUCCGCUGCCCACCUGGGUGCUGGGAGACUUCAUGUGCAAAUUCGUCAACUACAUCCAGCAGGUCUCGGUGCAAGCCACAUGUGCCACUUUGACAGCCAUGAGUGUGGACCGCUGGUACGUGACUGUGUUCCCGCUGCGUGCACUUCACCGCCGCACUCCGCGCCUGGCCCUGACUGUCAGCCUUAGCAUCUGGGUGGGUUCCGCAGCUGUUUCCGCCCCGGUGCUGGCUCUGCAUCGCCUGUCGCCCGGGCCUCACACCUACUGCAGUGAGGCGUUUCCCAGCCGUGCCCUGGAGCGCGCUUUCGCGCUCUACAACCUGCUGGCCCUAUACCUGCUGCCGCUGCUCGCCACCUGCGCCUGCUACGGUGCCAUGCUGCGCCACCUGGGCCGCGCCGCUGUACGCCCCGCACCCACUGAUGGCGCCCUGCAGGGGCAGCUGCUAGCACAGCGCGCUGGAGCAGUGCGCACCAAGGUCUCCCGGCUGGUGGCCGCUGUCGUCCUGCUCUUCGCCGCCUGCUGGGGCCCGAUCCAGCUGUUCCUGGUGCUUCAAGCCCUGGGCCCCUCGGGGGCCUGGCACCCUCGAAGCUAUGCCGCCUACGCGCUCAAGAUCUGGGCUCACUGCAUGUCCUACAGCAAUUCUGCGCUCAACCCGCUGCUCUAUGCCUUCCUGGGUUCCCACUUCAGACAGGCCUUCUGCCGCGUGUGCCCCUGCGGCCCGCAACGCCAGCGUCGGCCCCACGCGUCAGCGCACUCGGACCGAGCCGCACCCCAUAGUGUGCCGCACAGCCGGGCUGCGCACCCUGUCCGGGUCAGAACCCCCGAGCCUGGGAACCCUGUGGUGCGCUCGCCCUCUGUUCAGGAUGAACACACUGCCCCACUCUGAGCCGCCCCUGCCUGUGGGAUAAUCCAAUCCGGCUGCUUGGCUGGGCAGCUGUUUCUAGUUUAGUUAAUCUGUGUAAAUGACCUUUUCUUCCAAUCUGCACCAGCACACCGUGGUUUUGGCCGUGCAUGUUAUGAUAA